GUGAUGAGCGAGAAAGCGACGAGACCACAUCCAAUGAGGAGGAAGCGGGUCCGACGGUCGAGCAUGAGGAGACUUCGCCGAAGCCUUACGACGAGACCUGGCGGUGGGGCAUCUGGCAGAGCCGAGAUGCCAAGAGGGCGGCGACUGGCUACACAGAUCAACUCAUCUCCCACAUGCCCGAGUCCUUCCGCUUCCAAAGAGAGGUGUUGGAUGGUCGGAACAUCGCUUUGGGGGCCAAGCUCCUCUUGGCCCUGAAUGCGGCUUCGAUUUUCCUGGCGUACGUGCUGAUUUGGCUUUUGCUGCUCAGCUUUCGCAAUCCAGCUGAUUGCGAUAGAGACUGUCAAGUCAACUUGCAUAACUGCGCCGUGGGUGAUCUGCUGGUAGAGGUGAAUGGUGGCUUUGUCCGAGUUGUG
This is a messenger RNA of Symbiodinium sp. CCMP2456, 413 nucleotides long. The record is from the annotation of a GenBank genome assembly. Lineage: Eukaryota; Dinophyceae; Suessiales; Symbiodiniaceae.